GUGGACCGUAGGGACGCAGGCGCGAAAAGGCCGGCCUUGUCCUGCAGCCACAGGAACUCGCGGUCGGCGAGCCAGACAACGCACCGCCGAUCCGACACCCGGCCGCGCCGGCGCCCGCCUGCUGUUUGCUGGCCGCCAGUCUCCCACGCCACGGAGCCACGCAACCGCACUGCUGCAUAUACCACCGCACAGCAGCAGCAGCAGCAUCGUCCUCCACCCCCAUUUGGGAUAGCCGGACGUGUCCCUCGUCCUCCUCCUCUGCCGCUGCCCCGCGCCUUUCCGGAUUAAUUGCCGCCCGCAACGCCCAGCGCAUGCACACGCACGCACUCGGCAUAGUUUAGUGUAGGGUCGCCGUGCUCGCCCAAGCAAGCAAGGCCGCUACUAGUAGCGCCUCCCGCCUCCGCGGCCAUGGCUGCACCCGCGCUGGCCAAGCGCCCCUGCAGCAGCCCCUCCGCCUCCGCUUCUUGUCGCGAGGCCAAGCGGCUCCGCCCGGCGCCGGCGCCGGCGCCCAUGGAGAGGCACGACGCCGCUGCUGCCGCUGCUGAGGUGUCGACGACGACGUCGCAGCAGCAGUCGCAGCCGCUGCUCCCGGGCCUGCCGGACCACCUCGCGCAGCUCUGCCUCUCGACGCUGCCGCCGCGCCUCAUGCACGCCGUCUGCCGCCCGUGGCGCCGGCUGCUGUACGCGCCGUCGUUCCCGCCGUUCUUGUCCCUCUACGCGCUUCUUGAGGACGCCGGCGACGGCGGGGCCUCCUUCGCGGCCUACGACCCGAUCGCCGCGCGCUGGGACGGGCUGCCGGCGCCGCCGAUGCCAUCGCCGCCCCCGACGCUCUGCCACCCGUCGUUCCUCUCCCGCCGGCUGCCGCUCCAGUCGGUGGCCGCCGCGGGGAAGCUCGUCCUCGUCGCGGGGUCCACGCAGUCGCUCCACCCGGCGCUGUGCCGGCCGCUGGUGUUCGACCCGGCCGCCGCGCUGGCCCCGCGGUGGCAGGUCGGCCCGAAAGUCCCGCUCGCCCCGCGCAGGUGGUGCGCGGCGGGCGCGGCGCGGGGGCGCGUGUUCGUCGCGGGCGGCGUGGGCGCCGGCUACGACCUCGCCGUCGCGCGCUCCGGGGCGACGUGGGACCCCGCCACGCCGUCCGCGCCGUGGGAGCCGCUGCCGCCGCUGCGGGACGGGCGGUUCAGCCGUGACGCGGCGGAGGCCGUGUGCUCGGGCGGGAAGGUCUGCAUGGUCAAUCUCCGCGGCAGCGGCGCCAAGGAGGGGGCCGUGUUCGACCUGGUGGCCGGGCGGUGGGAGGACAUGCCGCCCGGCAUGCUGGCCGGGUGGAAGGGCCCCGCCGCGGCGUCCCCGGACAGCGGCGACAUGAUCUUCGUCGUGGACGAGGAGCGCGGCGCGCUCAACGCCUACGACUGGGGGUCCGACCGGUGGACGACGGUCGCGGAGGCGGGGCGGCUCAAGGGCGCGGCCGAGAUGGCCGCGGGCGGCGGCAGGGUGUGCGUCGUGUCCCACGGCGGCGCGAAGGUGGUGGUCGUGGACGUGACGCCCAAGGCGGGGAGGAGCAGGGGCUCCACGACGCCGGCGCCGCCGCGCAUGUGGGAGGUGGAGGCGCCGGCCGGGCGGCGGGUGGUGUCGCUGCACGUGCUGCCCAGGAUGACGCGCCCCGAGUAGGCCUCCUCCCACCCUCCCUUCCCGCCACUGUACAAAGUACAAACAAACUACAAAAACAAAAGGCUCUCCCUUUGGCUCGCCUUCUCUUCUUCCUGCGGCGACUCCGCAUCGGCACGGUACUCCUAUGUCGUAGUAGUAGUACAUGUUCAUUUUAGGAGCGCCUGCGAGAAUCGAUUUUGGUUCAUGUGUUCUUCUGCCCAACGGCUACCAGCUGGAUUUCGAGAUUUUGAUUUUCGAGGGGUAGACGCUAGAUUUCCAGUUUUUGAUUCCUGAUUUCUUCUGUGCUGCUCCUCUGAUCCUCUCUGUCCAGAUUGCAAGGGAAAGCAGGAUUCGAGAUAUUUUUUGGUUCCUUUU
Molecule: messenger RNA, 2016 nt
Organism: Triticum dicoccoides
Lineage: Eukaryota; Viridiplantae; Streptophyta; Magnoliopsida; Poales; Poaceae
Product: F-box/kelch-repeat protein SKIP25-like
Exons: 1
Coding region: 409-1662 (417 amino acids)
Molecular function (GO): protein binding
Source: RefSeq, a predicted model, not a curated record